Messenger RNA from Truncatella angustata, 2219 nucleotides. RefSeq names its product cystathionine gamma-synthase. The transcript is spliced from 4 exons. Gene Ontology annotation, molecular function: pyridoxal phosphate binding; cystathionine gamma-synthase activity. Bases 325 to 2067 code for a protein of 580 amino acids. Gene Ontology annotation, biological process: transsulfuration. The record is from RefSeq and is a predicted model, not a curated record. NCBI's taxonomy places the organism in Eukaryota, Fungi, Ascomycota, Sordariomycetes, Amphisphaeriales, Sporocadaceae.
AGACUCUAUCGCUUCUAUACCGUUGAAAUAAAUCAUACAAAAAUGGGAAAAGUAUUUGGUCUUGGUUUUGUCUAUAAUCUUUACAAGCAUACUAUUCUGAGUAUCAUUUGGUCUCAUCUCAUCUAUUAGAAGCUUUGUGGUAAGCUUUCAAAGUACUAACUUCUAAAUUCUCCGUAUACAUAGGCACUAAUCUAACGUACGGAGACUUUUGCUCAAUCAAUGAGUAUAUAUGACCUAAUGUCACCUUACACAGCCACUUAUUCCUAAUUACACACUUCAGCUUCUACACAGAAUUUCCACUGUGAAUUUGAUCACUCUCCGAGCAUGACAGCUACUAUAAAAACGCCAUUCGGGCAUUCGCUCCCUCCCGAGGGCCCACACACGGUGACAUUGCACGCUCCGAAGUGGGAGUCGGCUUUGAGAUUUCGUGAGGGAGACAUGACUUUAUUCAGGCAAUUGAAAUCUUUGUAUCCUCGCUUUUUCCCCUUCGGACCUUCUGCUAUGCUUCUGCAACAUGUCAGCACUAAGCUUCAAGUCCCCAAAGGCCACGGUCUCGUCGGUUUCGUCUCUCCAGAUAUUUGGCAAACUAACAGAGAACAUGCUGUCUCUAAGUUCCGAAGAGAAAGGGCAUUGAAAGAGGAUGAGAUGAAGUAUCAUGUCAUUGAUAUCGAUGGCAUCCGGCUCUACUUGGUUGAAUACCCUUCCGCAAAAAUGAUGAGUGCGAUAUUUAUGUGGCAGCACGGUGGGCUAGGGUUCUCUACUCGUCUAGGAGAGUACCUCUUAUCAAAGAUCGAUACCCUUGACUACAUUGGUGAAUUCCCUGACGUUACCAACCCUCCUGAGCCAACUUACCUCCCUGAGGUAGAGAGUCAUGAAUUGCUGCGCAAACGCAUAGCAGGCCUUCUGAUGCGAGGUACUGUCCACAACUAUCCAAAAUCCAUACAAUCUCAAGAUGUGUACCUCUACCAAACUGGAAUGGCGGGUAUCACUCGAUUUCACGAGGUUGCUGUUCAGGAACGACCAUACCCAGUGGCAGUUUUUGGUGCUGUCUUCCACAGCUCUUGGCAUCUCUUCGAAGAAAGCCCCGGCGGCUUGAAACACUAUGGCAAGUGUAACGAUCACGAUAUCACCGAAUUCGAGAGCUACCUAGAACAAGGCGGAAAAUGUAGCUAUGUCUUCACUGAGUUUCCAUCCAAUCCUAUUCUAGUCAGCGUAGAUUUACUCCGGCUGCGAAAGCUCGCGGACAAAUAUGGGUUCUGGAUUGCCGUCGACGAUACUGUCGGCUCUUUCUGCAAUAUUGACGUACUUCCUGUCGCAGACGUGAUAAUUACAUCCUUGAGCAAGUCCAUGUCUGGCUACGCGGACCUUUUAGCUGGCUCGGUCGUGCUCAAUCCAAACAAAAGCAGCUAUGAAAUUCUCAAACGCACAUUCACGAAGACUCACCACAAUGAGUUGUUCUCAGGCGAUGCGAACCAACUUCUCAAGAAUAGUGAGGAUUACUUACCUCGCUCUGCUAUACUCAAUCGCAAUGCAGCAACUCUGACCGCUUACUUCCAAAGUCUGGCAGAGGAUCCGAAAGUGCCCUUGACCAAGGUUUGCUACCCUCCUUACGCCGAUGGGUCUAAUAAUCUACUACCAUUCUUGCGCAAACCAACUCCCGAAUUUCCUCAAAUUGGCUACGGCUGCCUUUUCUCGAUCGAGUUUGACAGCCUGGACCAUUGCAUUGUCUUUUACAACAAUUUGGAUUUCCACCAGGGGCCUCACCUCGGAGCGCACCUUACAAUUACCAUACCUUAUAAUGCGAUGAUUUACGGGAAAGAGAACCCUGAGUAUCACGCCUCGUAUGGCCUGAACCCUACUCAAAUAAGAUUCAGUGUUGGCUUGGAAGAUGAGGAGGUGCUGCUUGAACGAUGCAAAAAUGCAAUUGCUACCCUCGAGAAGUCAAGUGCUCUCACUAAGGAGGGUGAUGACCUGGCCAAUGAAGUACUACAGCCAAUAGUUGAGAGAAGUGCAAACGAGAAAGCAGAUAUGGAUCCGGUAGGCGGCAAACUGGUUGGUGGUCAAUAAAAUCGAGCACUGCUUGUAUAGUUUGUAACUAUACUAAUUUCAGUAUAAUAUCUACUUUGGUUUAGAACGCAAGCUCAAUAUCAUGGCCAGAUAGUACAAGAAGACAUGCCGGGUCCUUGCACAGCCAAACAACUCGCUUCUAUAUUUUCCAG